UCGACCAAUAGGAGGACUGGACGAGGUUGAGGAGGCGGGGCUUGUUGCACAUUGAAGUAGCAGAAUUAACACACAUUUUAAUCAGAUGUUGUGUGGCUGAGAAGAGUGCUGCUCUGGAAAAAUUCCUGCAGUGUUAAACCAAAGCUGAAAACAAUAAAAGGCCUGUGCUGCUGAAAGAGCUCCAUUAUUCCCAUUUUUCUCCAGACUUCUCAAGGGCGCAGUUUACCAAACCACUGCUCAUCAUGGCUCUCGACGGGUGUGGAGUCGUCUGCAAAUAUAUGCUCAUCAUUUUCAACAUCAUCUUUGCUGUGGUGGGGUUUGCUUUUUUGGGCCUUGGCCUGUGGCUCAGAUGCAGCGAGAACACCCGUGGAAUCUUUACAAUAGGUGAACCCGACUCCAGCACUUUUGUCACAGGUGUGACUGUAAUGAUCGCUCUUGGCAUAGUCAUGCUGAUCGUGGUGUUGUUCGGAGACUAUGGCGCCUGCAAUGAAAAAAGAUGUGCUCUGCAAGUGUUCUCUGUUCUGGUCUUCCUUCUGGCCGUAGCUGAAUUUGCUGUCGGAGGACUUGCUUGGUCUAACCGCAUGGAGGCUGGACUGCACCUAGGCAAGUUCUAUGUUAGUUUAUAUGAACGCUACGCGAUGAGCCAGGACCCAGCAAUCGGUGUCAUUCUCACAUUCAUCCAAAACUCACUGCAUUGCUGUGGAAUAACUGGAGUCUCAGUAAUUGAGAUCGGGCAGCAGACCUGCCCUAAACCAUCUGGUUUCAUUGAGCACAUCAAAAUGGAUAGCUGUCCCAUUACCAUUGUAACGGUCUUUGACAGCAGGGCACCACUAGUGAUGGGCAUAUUCAUCGGAACUGGAGCUCUUCUGAUCGUAGCUGUGAUUUGCAGCGGAGUGCUCAGUUCACAGAUUCACCGAGUCUCCUCAUCUCCUCAGUACAUUAUCCUGAGUCCAAGCACUCCCUCCCUGGCGGCCCCUCAGCCGUAUCCUCCGCAUGUCACUGUGUCCAACAACUCCUUCCCUGAUCAGGACCCCGUGGUCUUCACACCCCUGCCUGCGGUCAACAUUCCCUUAGCUCAGGCUUAGGUGGCUUCUCGUCAGAUUUCAGUCUCGCUUCUGCGAUUUAUGCUAUUCCACAAUGCUCGGACGUGACAAACCCUUUGCUUCUCCCAGCAUUAUCACACAUGAUCUUUAUACUCCCUUAGAUAUCGAACAGUUAAAACAUCCCUCCCAGUUUUGGGAAGUCAUUCUCAAAGAAAGGUUAGAACAUAGAACUUCAUUACUUUUUAAGAACAAGAAUUGGGUGCACAAGUUUGAAUUCAUCUGGGAUUUCCUUCAAUUUACCAGGGUCUAAAUUAUACAUAAACACUUCACCUAACAUCUGGUUAGUUAUCCUUUAACACUUUGCAGAGAAACCACACACAUAAGCAAGCUCCUGGCAUGAUUCUGGCUGGAUAUUUGACCAAUCCUCUUAUCAGAAUUGAUACAGCUCAUCUAAAUUGGUUUAUUUCCUGGAAAUAACCUGGUUUGGGAGUACAGUCCAUAAAUUAUGAAAGGGAAUGUGGUCAUGCUUAUUUUUUUCCUGCUUUACCUAUAUCAAAGGCACUUUCAUAUGUUUGGGAUCAUUGACGAAGUAAAAGAAUUAUGUCCAAGUUCAAACCAUCUGACACAAACUGUCUCCCUCAGAGGAAAGGAAAUUAGUAAGGAUGAGCAGGACAAGUCCUGGAACCACCAGGAUGAAAGAGAACCAGUGUCACUUUCCACAGUCUGCUUGUACAGAGAGUGCCGACAAAAUGGUUUUAUGGUCAGAUAAAGCAAAGAUGUAGCUGUUUGGAAUGUUUCAAAGAUUCAAGGGGGCCUUUCGAACCUAAAAACACUGAACCAACUGUACAGCAUAGUGGUGGCAGCAUCAUGCUGUUGGUCUGUUGAGGAAUACAGACUGGAUAGAAAUGUUCCAGCGUCACCUCAAAUCAACAGUUAGCAAGUGGAACCCUAGACAUAGUUGAGUCUAGCAGGACAGCUUUUGGAGAGGUUAAAAGAAAAGCAGGCUAACAUUAGGCAUCUCUAAAGGUCCUGACUUUGAACAUUUAUGGACUAUGCUUAAAGUCCAGUUUGUGCCAGGAAUGUGUUAAUGAACUCUGCCAUUUCUGAUAAGAUUUAUGAAAUAUUUGCAUGUCAAAAGCUUGUUGGUGGCUUCUCUGCAACCUGUUAAGGGACAGUUAACCAGAUAUUGGCGACGUUGUUGGUUUAUAUUUCUGACCCUCUGUGGAUUAGAGAAGAUCCAUAUUAUUUUCAAACUCUUGGAUCCAAUUGGUUUAGGAAUCAAAAAUGAAUGACUGCUGUUUCACAAAUACAGGCAGCAUUCACCUUUAUUUCCCCAAAUCUACAUCUAAAACCUUUUUCUCUUUUUAUCUAACAGAUGUUAAUAUAACAGGUCUAGAUUUUGUCCUUCAAAUGUUUUCUUUGUUGUCACAGAACACGCUCCCAUUUCAGCUUCAUAUAUGCUUUUUUGUGAUUUGUGGGCAAAUCAUCAGCAGCAGGCUUGAAACUUUAUCAUUAAUUCUUAAGUAAUCAGACAGCUGGUUUAAAUUGUGUGAUGUCGCAAAGGUGGAAGCAGGUUGUUCACAGCACCCUGGCCUUUAUGCAUAAAUGUAGGAGCCUGGCAUUAAAAUCCUUCCUGAACAAUCAGAUCUCAGCCACGGUGCAACAAACACAUAAAACAGCUGGACUAAGGCAGAAAAAGGGCUCCCAGAACAUCCACGCCUGUAGGGGGUCUGAUUGAAGCCCGUUUUCGGCCAGUCUUGAGUGUGUUUAGAGCUGGCUAGAUCAGACCACCUAGGAGGGAUGGGUGGGGCCUCCAUCCUUUUGCUGUUCUUUACUUCCCUCCUUCUGUGUCUGCAUGACAGAUUACUGCCCUGGUCUGCGCUGGUUACCUCCUGGAGCAGAUCAAGAAAGCACAUCAGCAGAUCAACACUUACUAUUCGACUGUGUACUAAGAGGGGGGGGGGAGGCAUGUUGACCCUCACCCUCCUCUGCUUCAUCUUCAGUGACCAUCGCUGAGAACUUAAAAGGUACUCCAAACCAGCAAAACAAGCCUGCAGGCUAUCAAUCUGACAAUGCAAACACAAAGAUUUAUCUGCAAACCUUACAAGCAAAACCACACGGAGCCUUUUUUAUAAAACAGGAAUGCAUGGAACCAUGUUAAAUGUUAGCUCUAUUCUUUCUGUUCACAGUUUUUAUGCUUUUAGGUGAGAUUGUUUUAGGUAACUGUUUUAGAACUGAGACACUGAUGAACAUCACUGUCAGAAAUGUAAAAGGUAAAAAGGGAAUCAUGUUGAUGAACUCAAACCUUCAGAAGUUUUGAUUUCAUUGAAGUGAAAUUAUAAAAUCAAACCUUUAAUUUUAGCUGAUCCUUUGUUUGUUAACCUAACCAAUCACAGCAGCAAUUAAGUUUUUGUCAUGUGCAAUGCUGUCGUUUUUGUAUUAAAAACUGCAUUUCUUUUAAGGACCACAGGAUUAGCCAGAACGUUGAAUAAAGUCCUUGGGUAUGUGCCAGCACCUAUGAUCUCAAAAAAAACCAAACAUUUUGAUGGUGUCUGUAAAUCAAAACAGUUACAUUUGUAUAAAUUUAGGUUUUAUGUUUAGAAGCUGAAUGCCUCAUAUUUUUCACAUUGUAUCGUGUAUGCCUGACUACUGCAUUGUAUUAUGUUUAAACUAAAUAUUUUCUUAUGGGUUGUGGCUUUGUAUGUUUCCAUAAAAUAACAGAAGAAUGUGCAUCUGUGAAAGUUCCUUUAUUUGCUUUUCACAUCACUUUUGGGACCUUUAAAAAUAAAUGAAAGUAAAAAUAA
Molecule: messenger RNA, 3847 nt
Organism: Girardinichthys multiradiatus
Lineage: Eukaryota; Metazoa; Chordata; Actinopteri; Cyprinodontiformes; Goodeidae
Product: CD81 antigen-like
Exons: 9
Coding region: 243-1085 (280 amino acids)
Cellular component (GO): membrane
Source: RefSeq, a predicted model, not a curated record